AGUCGGUUGGAAGGAGCCGUAGAAAUGCCGGCGGGGCCGGUACAGGCGCUCGUCCCUCCUCCGCCGCCUCAGUCGGAGAACCAGGUGCCAGAGGAAACUAAAGAUGAAAUACCAACGGCCAAGCCCAUCGUUGGUAUCAUCUAUCCCCCUCCAGAGGUCAGGAACAUUGUUGACAAGACUGCAAGUUUCGUAGCUAGAAACGGCCCAGAAUUUGAAGCUCGUAUCCGUCAGAAUGAAAUCAACAACUCCAAAUUUAAUUUCUUGAAUCCUAAUGAUCCAUACCAUGCAUAUUACCGGCACAAAGUCAAUGAGUUCAAGGAAGGGAAAGGUCAGGAACCUUCGGCCGCUGUGCCGAAGGUUAUGCAACAGCAGCAACUACCACAAAAGGUACAAGCACAGGUAAUUCAAGAGACAAUUGUCCCAAAAGAGCCUCCCCCAGAGUUCGAGUUUAUUGCUGACCCUCCCUCCAUCUCAGCCUUUGAUCUGGACGUUGUGAAACUCACGGCUCAGUUUGUGGCCAGAAAUGGCCGACAGUUUUUGACUCAGUUGAUGCAGAAGGAGCAGCGUAACUAUCAGUUUGACUUUUUGCGACCACAGCACAGCUUGUUCAACUAUUUUACCAAACUCGUGGAGCAGUACACCAAGAUCUUAAUACCACCAAAAGGUUUAAUUCUGAAAUUGAAGAGAGAAGCGGAAAAUCCCAAAGAAGUUUUAGAUCAGGUCAGGUACAGAGUUGAAUGGGCAAAGUUUCAGGAACGUGAGAGGAGGAAGGAAGAGGAAGAGCGUGAAAGGGAGCGAGUGGCUUAUGCACAGAUUGACUGGCACGACUUUGUGGUGGUGGAAACGGUUGACUUCCAGCCAAACGAACAAGGGCACUUCCCUCCGCCAACUACCCCCGAAGAGCUCGGAGCUCGAAUCUUGAUGCAGGAGAGAUAUGAAAAGUUUGGAGAGAGCGAGGAAGUUGAAAUGGAGGUGGAAUCCGAUGAUGAUGUUGAAGAAACUGAUGAUAAACCAGAAGAGGCUCCAGCACAGUUGGACCAAGAUACUCAAGUGCAAGAUAUGGACGAGGGCUCAGAUGAUGAAGAUGACGGUCAGAAAAUACCACCCCCUCCUGAAACUCCAAUGCCUCCACCGCUCCCCCCUACUCCAGACCAGGUCAUCAUCAGGAAGGACUAUGACCCCAAAGCUUCCAAACCAGUGCCUGGUGCACCCGCCCUGGAUGAGUAUCUCAUCUCUCCCAUCACCGGUGAGAAGAUUCCUGCCAGUAAAAUGCAGGAACACAUGCGGAUUGGGCUAUUGGAUCCCCGCUGGUUGGAGCAGCGUGAGCGUUCCAUCCGCGAGAAACAGAGUGAAGAUGAAGUGUACGCGCCAGGUUUGGAUAUCGAAAGCAGUUUGAAACAGCUGGCUGAACGACGUACCGAUAUCUUUGGUGUGGAAGAAACCGCCAUCGGUAAGAAGAUUGGCGAGGAAGAAAUUCAGAAACCAGAGGAAAAGGUCACUUGGGACGGUCAUUCAGGCAGCAUGGCCCGUACACAGCAGGCUGCACAAGCCAACAUCACUCUACAGGAACAGAUUGAAGCCAUCCAUAAGGCCAAGGGGCUGGUUCCAGAAGACGACACCAAAGAGAAAAUUGGACCCAGUAAACCAAUUGACUUACAUCCCCUGCUUUCUUCAUCAAAUCCAAUGAAUAUUCCACCAUUGUCAUCUGUACCUCGACCACCUUCCAUGCCUCCACCUGUGCGGAAUACCAUUGUCUCCUCAAUGUCAUCCAUGCCUAUUAUGCCCAGGCCACCGAUGGCUUCUGUGGUCCGUUUAUCACCUUUAGCUUCACAGAUGUCCCAUAUGCUUCAUGGCUCUCGAAUCAGUGUUUUACCAAUGCCUCAAUCAGCUUCACCUAUGAACCCUCGCCCACCACCAAUGGUGGUCCCAUCAGGAUUCGUCCCUGCCCCUCCUGUGAAUCCUGCUCCACUUUCAAGCUCCUUACCUCGCCCACCACCUCCAAUGGAAGAUGAGCCAGUAGCGAAAAAAUCAAAAACUGAAGACAACCUUAUUCCAGAAGAAGAGUUUCUGCGACGAAACAAGGGUCCAGUUACAGUCAAAGUGCAGGUUCCGAACAUGCAGGAUAAGAGUGAAUGGAAGCUGAAUGGCCAGGUCUUAACAUUCACUAUCCCUCUAACAGACCAGGUAUCUGUUAUAAAGGUUAAAAUCCAUGAAGCUACAGGAAUGCCUGCUGGUAAACAGAAGCUUCAGUAUGAGGGAAUCUUCAUCAAAGAUUCAAACUCUCUGGCCUACUACAAUGUGAUAGGUGGCUCAGUUAUCCAUCUGGCCUUCAAAGAAAGAGGAGGUCGCAAGAAAUAACCUAUGGUGCUGAAAUUGGAACUGGUUUGUGCACAGUUUUAAGAAUGUGAAUUCAACCAAACACGUUCAACAUUUUGGAAAUGUAUUUGAACUCUAAACUCGUUCAAUUUAUUUACAAGCACGCAAACAUUCAGAAUAGAAAUUGUAGAACAAGUGAAAACCUAGUACACCUUAAAGGUAAAAUAAAGCUAAUUCUAAAAUCUGAAUGCUUUCAUCCUUUUAAUACACAAUUUCUCAGUUUUAUUAGAUGGAAUUGUCAAAUUUUCUAGGGCGGUAAAAGGGUGAUGUUUGUGAUUAAUGGGACUUCCCACACAAAACCUUCAUAGAUUUGAUUAGGUGCCUACUUGAUUUCAAACAAUUGUGAUCCAAAUGUAGCAAAUUUUCUCUUUAGUCUACAUAAGCGAACAACUUGUUAAAUUAUCUGCCCUGCUAUUGUACAAACCAUUACCAUUUUGUGCUUAGCUUUAUGUUGAAUAUUUGUAAUAAAGCAAUACCGAUUCUU
Molecule: messenger RNA, 2860 nt
Organism: Callorhinchus milii (elephant shark)
Lineage: Eukaryota; Metazoa; Chordata; Chondrichthyes; Chimaeriformes; Callorhinchidae
Gene: sf3a1
Product: splicing factor 3a, subunit 1
Biological process (GO): mRNA cis splicing, via spliceosome; regulation of alternative mRNA splicing, via spliceosome
Cellular component (GO): U2-type prespliceosome; U2 snRNP; catalytic step 2 spliceosome
Molecular function (GO): RNA binding; protein binding
Source: RefSeq, marked provisional